This is a messenger RNA of Eimeria acervulina, 327 nucleotides long. RefSeq lists its product as hypothetical. Lineage: Eukaryota; Apicomplexa; Conoidasida; Eucoccidiorida; Eimeriidae. The record is from RefSeq and is a predicted model, not a curated record. The transcript is spliced from 4 exons. Bases 1 to 327 code for a protein of 108 amino acids.
AUGGGGGGCAUAUGCGUGUUAAGCACUACAGUGGAUUUUGCAGCGGGAGCGUUGUGCAUUGCGUGCGGGGAUGGGGGGAAGGUCAAUGGGCUUAGCUGCGUGUUGAACACUGCAUUGGAUGUGGCAGCUGCAGGGCUGUGCAUAGAGUGGGGGUGGGGGGGGAUUAAAGCGCGGGUAUUUAGUGGUGGGUUUGAGGAAGCGAUGCGCUGGUUAUCGGUUGUGAUUAAGAAGGAGUCCAAGUGGUAUGUUGGGAGAUGGUUAGAAGGAUUUGAGUGGCCGAUAUUUGAUGGAGUGGAUGCCUUUGCAUACGGCAAGACGGGCAGCUAA